AACAAGCACAGUCGGUCCUUUAUUUUAACAUUGUAAAUGUACCUUGUUUGUGUUUAACAAUACAUCGAAGUUAACGUAUUGGUGUAAAAAUAUCACAAAUAAAUAAGGCCUUUUUACCUAAAAACAUGAUUUCUUUUGACAAAUAGCGUUAGUUGAUUAGGACAAUUACCUGUAUUAUGUAAACUAUUGUUGAAAUUUUCUUGAAAAAGUCUGUGAACAAAAUGGCUAAUAAAAGAAAACAAAACUUUACAAAGAUAUUCUUCUAUUUAUUAAAAGAAAAGGCCGACUAAUUUCUGUCAUAGUAAAUAGAGUAAAUGCAUAUAAAUAGUAUAAAAAUAAACUGCAAACAACUCAAAAAUUGCACUCUUCGAAAAUAACUUUUAAAAUCAUGAAAAAAAAAAAACAACAACUAUUUUUCAAGUACAAAAACAUAUUCAUCGUGAACAUUUGGUUGUCAAUAUACUGAGCAGAUGCUAAAAGUUCCUGACGUUGUGUUACUGUUCUUUUAAUGUGCAUCUGAAAAAUCUGAAAACAAAAUGCUAGUAAUUAACGCAUUGACUAAACAAAACAACAUUCGCCCAAUAUUUAGUUAAAGAAUACCCUAUACUGUAUACAUACUCAGUAAUCAACAAAUAGCUUUAAGAUAUUGUUAUUGCCUGACCUUCUCAUCUGAAUAGGUAAGUAAAAAAAAAAACAUUUUGAGUGAGCUACGCUCUCAUCUUUCACCAUAAAUAAAAAACAUAAUCUGCGUUACUGAACCAUGAUGUUUUGACAAACCCGUGUUUUACCCAUAAGUUCCACUACAGUAAAGAUAUAUUUUUAUCGGACGACACACAAGGAUAACAUGGACACUCAUUUUCAAGACAAAAGAGUUAUAGUUACUGGUGCCGGAAAGGGAAUUGGAAGAAACUUGAGCAUAACGUUAGCAAAACUAGGAGCUAAAGUGAUUGCAAUUAGCAGAACAGCGGAGGAUUUAGACGAACUGAAACUUGAAGAACCUUCGAUAGAGAUCCAUACACAAGACAUCUGCGACUGGAACAAAACAAGGGCGCUAGUAGAAGAUAUAGGUCUAGUUGAUAUGCUUGUAAACAAUGCAGGGGUAGAUAUGCAUAAACCAUAUCUUGAAUGUAAAGAAGAGGACUUUGAUAGAAUUUUCAGUACGAAUGUGAAGGCUGCGUUUAAUAUAUCACAGGCUGUUGUGAAAGGUAUGGUAGAGAAUGAAAAAUCUGGAGCAAUUGUGAACGUUUCAAGUAUAGCAGCAAUUAGUGCUAUACAUUCACUUGGGAUUUACUCUUGUAGCAAAGCAGCCUUGGACAUGAUGACAAAAUCUAUGGCUCUUGAGUUCGGACCCCAUAAGAUCAGAGUUAACAGUGUCAGUCCAACUUCAGUGAUGACAAAAAUGGGAAAAGCUUUCUAUGAUUCUAUACCCGGACUUGCGGACGCUAUUCUGAAAAGAGUCCCAAUUGGCCGUUUUCCAGAGGAAGAUGAAGUUGUCAAUGCUAUACUGUUUCUACUCAGUGAUAAAGCAGCUAUGAUAAACGGGAUACUUAUGCCAGUUGAUGGUGGGCAUAUCAUACAGUUUCUGUAGAUGUCAACAUUUCUGAUCCUAAUGUCAGAUAUAUCAACACUUUUGAUAUACAUUAUACAUGUACAUGUAACAUAGUAUCGAAAACGCGAUGAAGUUCGUCAUACAUAUACUUUGUAUUAAAAUAUGUAAUAUAUUUUUCGUAUUUGCA
Molecule: messenger RNA, 1736 nt
Organism: Mercenaria mercenaria
Lineage: Eukaryota; Metazoa; Mollusca; Bivalvia; Venerida; Veneridae
Product: L-xylulose reductase-like
Exons: 7
Coding region: 845-1588 (247 amino acids)
Biological process (GO): glucose metabolic process; xylulose metabolic process
Molecular function (GO): carbonyl reductase (NADPH) activity; L-xylulose reductase (NADPH) activity
Source: RefSeq, a predicted model, not a curated record